Messenger RNA from Hydra vulgaris (swiftwater hydra), 1054 nucleotides. RefSeq names its product guanylate kinase. The record is from RefSeq and is a predicted model, not a curated record. Gene Ontology annotation, molecular function: GMP kinase activity. Gene Ontology annotation, cellular component: cytosol. Gene Ontology annotation, biological process: purine nucleotide metabolic process. Lineage: Eukaryota; Metazoa; Cnidaria; Hydrozoa; Anthoathecata; Hydridae.
UUCAAAAGAAAAAAAAUAUUGUUCCACGUAAAUUAAAUGUAUCAAAGUUUAGUAAGAUAUGGUAUAUUUAUUUUUAUUUAAUUUUUUAUUACAAAAAAAAAGUCCUGCUGCAAAAGUGUGUGGAAAUAUCAUUAACAUCGUAUGAGAAAAGGAAAAAAACAAUAUAAUUGCAAAUAUAAUAAGAAGUAUAAAAUAUGAAAGAAAUGCACUCGCAAAAUGACGCAAAAGUUACACCCUGUUGUGUUAUCAGGACCAAGUGGCUGUGGUAAAUCUACACUUAUAAAAAAGUUAACUACGGAAUUUCCAACCAAAUUUGGGUUUAGUGUUUCACAUACAACAAGAGCUCCUCGUCCUAAUGAAAUUGAUGGGAAAGACUAUCACUUUACAACCUUGGAAGCUAUAAACCAAAAGAUUGAAGCUGGUGAGUUUAUAGAAAGCGCAACAUUUAGUGGAAAUAAAUAUGGAACAAGUAAAAAGGCUGUGCAUGAUGUGUUAGAAACUGGAAAAAUAUGCAUACUGGAUAUUGACUCACAGGGUGUUAAAAGUAUUAAAAAGACCGACCUUCACUGUGUGCUUAUAUUUAUCAAGCCGCCUAGCCUUGAGGAGUUGGAAAGAAGGUUAAGAGAGCGUGGUACUGAAACAGAAGAAGCAAUUCAAAAAAGACUUGAAUCUGCUAAAGCAGAGUUAGAUUAUGCUACAGAAGCUGGUUCCUACCACUUUACCAUAGUUAAUGACGAUUUAGAGCGAGCUUAUAAAGAGCUAAAGGAAAUUAUAUCUAAGGAAAUUUCACAGUUAUGAUAUACUUAGCACAACCAAGAUUUUCUAAAUAUAUUUUUAAUUUAAUAAAUUGGUGGACAUAUUUUUAUAGUUAAUGUGUUAUAUUUAUAAAUUACUAAAAACCUAUGAUUUUAAGUUCUGUUACACAAAGCUGCUCACUAGUUGUAACUUUUAAAUUUAUAUUUUUAUGUUUAUAUAUUUUAGAAUAUAUUAUAUUUAGUGUUAAUUUUAUCCAUGUAACGAUAUGUAUUUUAAACGUUAAAAAUUUACUCAUAAA